AUGCCGACCGUCAAGAGCAAGAAGAAGAAGCCGAAGAAGGAGGUCAGCGAUGGAGAGGAGCAGGGAGAAGGGGGUCUGGAGCUGGAGAUGGAGGAAGGAACCAACAGGAGCCAUUCGGACAGCAGAGACCCUCUGACCCCAGAGCCACAGGAUCCAGCACCACAGAAGAAGAAGAAAAAGAAGAAGGCGCCCACUACUGACCAGGAAGCAGAGCAUGCUGACGUGCCAAACGGAAACAUGGCUGAGCCAGCCAUGGACGGAGAGGACAUGACUGUCGCUGUCACCAGAAAGACGAAAAGAAAAAGGAAGGUCAAGGCGACGGAGCACUACAGCAAUGACCUGGGAGCCGAAGACGACGAUAUCAUCACAGACUCCCAGUCCCCCAUCCCCCAGCAUUCCCUGUUCUCCGCCCCCCACGGACACAGCCAGCCGGUCGGCAAAGUCUUCGUGGAGAGGAACAGGCGUUUUCAGGCAGAGCGAGUGGAGCAGCUCCGACACUCCGAGCUGAUGGACGACUACAUGGACCCCAGACAGAUCUGGACCACCAGAGACGUCGCCAUGAGGGUUCACAACAGCUUCAGGGUGAUCGGUCUGUUCUCUCAUGGUUUCCUGGCCGGCUACGCCGUGUGGAACAUCAUUGUUGUGUAUGUGCUGGCGGGCGAACAGAUGACCACGCUGCCCAACCUGCUGCAGCAGUACCACCCACUGGCCUACCCCGCUCAGUCUCUGCUCUACCUGCUGCUGGCCAUCAGCACUGUGUCUGCGUUCGACAGAGUGAACUUGGCCAAGGCCUCCAUGGCCCUGAGGGGUUUCCUCACCCUGGACCCUGUGGCUCUGGCCUCUUUCUUGUAUUUCAUAGCCCUGAUCCUGUCCCUCAGUCAACAAAUGACCAGUGAUCGCAUCAAUCUUUAUCCGACAGCCAAUGAGACUCUGUGGCCUCCAGGUUCAGAGGAGCAGAUCCUGCGGCCGUGGAUUGUAGUGAACCUGGUGGUGGCGCUGCUGGUGGGCUUGGCCUGGGCCGUCGUCUCCACACGGCCGGACAUCGACUACACAGAAGAGUUUUUGAUGACAAUGGAAGUGGAGGGAUACCCGAGAGGAGACGAGAACCUGGACAUCCCUGCCUGA
Toxotes jaculatrix (banded archerfish) is the source of this 1125-nucleotide messenger RNA. Its product is annotated as transmembrane protein 237A-like. NCBI's taxonomy places the organism in Eukaryota, Metazoa, Chordata, Actinopteri, Toxotidae. Gene Ontology annotation, cellular component: ciliary transition zone. The transcript is spliced from 10 exons. The record is from RefSeq and is a predicted model, not a curated record. Gene Ontology annotation, biological process: cilium assembly. Bases 1 to 1125 code for a protein of 374 amino acids.